AUGGUGGAGGGUUUCUUUGACCGGGGCGCCGGCAUCGUGGAGAACAAGCUGGUGGAGGACCUGAAGACCCGGGAGACGGAGGAGCAGAAGAGGAAGAGGGUGAAGGGGAUCCUCCGCAUCAUCAAGCCGUGCAACCAUGUCCUCAGUGUCAGCUUCCCCAUCAAGAGGGACAACGGCGACUGGGAGGUGGUGGAGGGCUACCGGGCCCAGCACAGCCAGCACCGCACCCCCUGCAAGGGAGGUCAGUAUGAGCGCCGGGGGACUGUCCCUAUUCACCGAUCGGGACCCUGCUGUCCCUAG
Molecule: messenger RNA, 300 nt
Organism: Staurois parvus
Lineage: Eukaryota; Metazoa; Chordata; Amphibia; Anura; Ranidae
Source: the annotation of a GenBank genome assembly